Brienomyrus brachyistius is the source of this 2847-nucleotide messenger RNA. RefSeq names its product sema domain, immunoglobulin domain (Ig), short basic domain, secreted, (semaphorin) 3bl (gene sema3g). NCBI's taxonomy places the organism in Eukaryota, Metazoa, Chordata, Actinopteri, Osteoglossiformes, Mormyridae. The transcript has 16 exons. The record is from RefSeq and is a predicted model, not a curated record. Gene Ontology annotation, molecular function: semaphorin receptor binding; chemorepellent activity. Gene Ontology annotation, biological process: semaphorin-plexin signaling pathway; negative chemotaxis; neural crest cell migration. The coding region runs from base 473 to 2818 and encodes 781 amino acids.
GACAAAGACAGACUGCGAAAACAACAUGCUCACUGAUUACGUGACGCAUCGUUAGCGUUGGAUUUGAGCGUCGCAUCAAAAGGCGCAAAUGCGCGACUAACAGCCGCAGCCGAACCCGCUCGAACUGCAGGUUAAAUACUUCGGGGGGUCUUGUUUGGAGGCGGGUCCAUCCCCGUCUUUUCUUUCAGUCUUUGCGCUGUUGGGGAAAGGCGGGGUCGACCGCUUCCCAAGCACUUACUAAAUACAGACUGCAAUGUCCUGGAGUGAAAUAUCUGCUAGCUGAAGCUGGACGCCUAUUCAAUGUGGGGAAAUCAAGGUGUCGGGAGCGUCUGGAAACCACCGGGAAAUAGGACAGCCCGUUAUAACAGACCUUAGGAAGGGCUCCGAAAUCUGCUGUUAUUCAGUUUUGUUUGGAUAAAAAAAAAUCAUAAGCAUAGAUAAUUAAUUGGCAUAAGGUGAAUAUUAGGUGGAAAUGAUGAAGGAAGUCAUUUUCUUCACGAAUAUUGUUCUGGCCUUACUGAUGAUGACAGCUUCAGCGUCCAAGCUGAAUGUGCCGCGACUACGCCUUUCAUACAAAGAUCUACUGGCCACCAACAGGUCCACCAUCUUCAGUGGUCAGUGGGGUUCUCUCAGCCUGAGCUCUGUGUUUCUGGAUGAAUACCGCGAUCGUCUUUUCCUGGGAGGCAAAGAUGUGCUGUACUCGCUACCUCUGGACCACACGUAUUCCGAUGCCAAAGAGAUCGCCUGGCCUCCACUUCCUGGAACUGAAGAGGGCUGUGUGCUGAAAGGCAAAGACUCCCAAACUGAGUGUGCCAACUACGUCCGCUUGCUGCAGCCGUACAACCGCACCCAUCUGCUGACUUGUGGCACUGGGGCCUUCCAGCCAAUGUGCACCUUUGUCUACGUUGGACACAGAGGAGAGCAUGUGUUCUCAAUGGACCCAUCCAACGUGGAAAAUGGUAGGGGGAAGUGCCCCCAUGAUCCAAGUCACCCCUUUGCCAGCACCUUCAUUGGUGGAGAGCUGUACAGCGGUCUGACAGCUGACUUCCUGGGUCAUGAGGCAGUGAUCUUCCGCAGUUUGGGCAGCCGCUCCACCAUGAGGACAGAGACGGACCAGCGGUUGCUGCACGACCCCAAGUUUGUGGCUGCUCACCUGAUCCCAGACAACGAUGACCGUGACAAUGACAAGGUGUACUUCUUCUUCACGGAAAAAGCCAUGGAGACCAGCGACAGAGCUGGGGCCAUUCACAGUCGGGUGGGGCGUGUCUGCGCAAAUGAUGCGGGGGGGCAGCGAGUCCUGGUGAACAAGUGGAGCACCUUCAUCAAGGCCAGGCUGGUGUGCUCCGUGCCUGGCCCGCAUGGCAUUGACACGCAUUUCGACGAGCUCGAGGACAUCUUCCUGCUCAAGACGAAGGACGAGAAGAGCCCGGAAGUGUAUGCUAUUUUCAGCAGUAUUAGCAAUGUUUUCCAGGGCUACGCAGUGUGUGUGUAUCGCAUGGCUGACAUCCGCGAAGCCUUCAAUGGCCCCUUUGCACACAAAGAGGGACCCGACUACCAGUGGGGGGCCUAUGAGGGACGGGUCCCCUACCCGAGGCCUGGGGUGUGUCCCAGUAAGAUAAUCAACCAGCCGGGUCGGCAUUUCUCCAGCACCAAGGACUUCCCGGACUCUGUGCUGCAGUUCAGCCGCAGUCACCCCCUCAUGUGGAGGCCCAUCUACCCUAUUCAGCGACAGCCCAUUCUGGUCAAGACCAACGUGGAGUACCGGCUGCAGCAGAUCGUGGUGGACCGGGUGGAGGCCGAGGACGGCCAGUACGACGUCAUGUUCAUCGGCACCGACAUUGGCACAGUGCUGAAGGUCAUUUCCCUGCGCACUGGAAAUUCUCUGAACACCGAAGAGAUCAUCUUGGAGGAGCUGCAGGUCUUUAAGGUGCCAACACCUAUAACCUCGAUGGAUAUCUCAGUUAAAAGGCAAUCUCUGUUUGUGGGCUCUCCGGCGGGUGUGGCCCAAGUCCGGCUGCACCACUGUGAGAUGUACGGCAAGGCGUGCGCCGAAUGCUGCCUGGCCCGCGACCCCUACUGCGCCUGGGACGGCACCUCCUGCACGCACUACAUGCCCCACAGCAAACGCCGGUACCGUCGCCAGGACGUGCGCCACGGCAACCCCGUCCUGCAGUGCGUGGACCAGAAUUCCAGCGUGGAUGAGCUGGACCCCAGCAAGGAGAGGGUGGUUUACGGCACCGAGAACAACAGCACGUUCCUGGAGUGUGUCCCACGCUCCCCCCAGGCGAGCGUCACCUGGCACAUCGAGCGGGAUGACCGAAAGGAGGAGGUCAAGACAGAUGAGCGCGUGCUGAAGACUGAGGAGGGGCUCUUGUUCCGCCGGCUGUCCCGUCAAGACGGGGGCGCCUACGUCUGCCGGUCCUGGGAGCACGGCUUUACACAGACGCUGGCCCGCAUCUCACUGGAGGUGCUGCCGGGGGAGACGCUGGGCGAGUUGCUGGCCAGGGAGGAGGGCACCGAGGUCCUGGGGAAGGACAGGGAGAAGGCUGGCUAUCGGCCGGGACCGCCCUGCUAUGCCCUGCGAGGCCCAGGCCGCAGCAGCUCCUGGUACAAGGAUGUUGUGCAGCUGAUCGGGCCGUCGGGCCUGUCGCACGUGGAGGAGUACUGCGAGCGCGUGUGGUGCAGCGACAAGCUCCGGCGCAAGCACAAGGGCGUCCUGGACAAGUACCGGCUGGCCCAGGAGAGCGGCCGCAAGAUGCGCAACAGGGCAUCAGGCGAGCGCAGCCGGACACCACGUGACCUGCACCAGCGGGAUUAGGUGCAUGGCGCCUGUACCACUGCGGAGGG